AUGUCUAGUAAUACUAAAAGCUUAAGUAGCACAAGUUGCAGCGAGGAUGAAAGUGAGCUAAGGAGAGGGCCAUGGACUCUUGAAGAAGACACUCUUCUGAUUCAAUACAUAGCUCGUCACGGUGAAGGCCGAUGGAAUUUGCUAGCAAAACGUUCAGGGUUAAGGAGAACUGGCAAGAGUUGCAGACUGAGAUGGUUGAAUUAUCUGAAACCGGAUGUUAAGCGGGGAAAUCUUAGUCCAGAAGAACAGCUCUUGAUUCUUGACCUCCACUCAAAGUGGGGCAACAGGUGGUCAAAAAUUGCGCAGUAUUUACCGGGUAGAACGGACAACGAAAUCAAGAACUACUGGAGAACAAGGGUGCAGAAACAAGCACGGCAUCUUAAAGUUGACACCAACAGCACAGAAUUCCAAAAUAUUAUAAGGUGCUUUUGGAUGCCAAGAUUGCUGCAGAAGAUAGGAGGAGAAUCAUCGUUUUCUUCCCCCAUGUUAAUCCAAAACCCGAUGGCUUUGCAGCCUCUUGACAAUGUUUCUCAGCAUUUAACAGCAGCAACAGCAUCACCUCCACAAAUUCCUGGGCAGGGAGCUCUUAAUAUGAGUGGAACAAUAUACAAUUUGGAUAGCAUCCAAAAGCAGAACGCAGAGUCAGAGUUCUGCACCAGUUCCUGCAUUUUGCCUUCAGAACCAAUAGACAUGCCAAAGAUGUCUCAAUUUCCAGAAUGCCCUCCUAGUCCUUUUCAUGCCAUACUUAACAAUGAUAAUGCAAAGGGCGGCUUUUGUGUUGACAACAAUAGCUAUGACAUAGAAGCCUUCAAUCUGCAGGGGUCUGUUUCAGCACAAGGGUUUGCCGGAAACUCUGCUGGUGAUUGCUAUGUAGCAGAAAGCAACUGGCUUGACAGUGAAUUUUCAUGCGGCAUGUGGAGCAUGGACGAAUUGUGGCAAAGUAGGAGCUAA
Prunus armeniaca (apricot) is the source of this 951-nucleotide messenger RNA. The record is from the annotation of a GenBank genome assembly. NCBI's taxonomy places the organism in Eukaryota, Viridiplantae, Streptophyta, Magnoliopsida, Rosales, Rosaceae.